AUAAAGGUAAGAUUCUGACUGGCUAGCUCUCCAAUUGGACGUCGGUGUGUUGCUAUGGCAACUGUAAACCGUCUAGGCUCUGUGGUAAAAGACUCUGUGUUUCUUUAGCUCCACAUCAAGAAGUUCCUGUUUGUAUUUGUGCCUUUAAUCGGUGCUGUGAGGCGAAUGGACCGUUGGUGUACAGAAAGGCCGGGCCUCGCUCAGACCUCAGCGGCCAUCGGUCACGCUUAUGUACAGCCGGCGCCCUUCCUCGCCGAGAGCUGUAAGGAUGCCCCUUUCCCCCCUCUUCUCCAGCGGCAGAGCCGGACACCUGGACACAUACAUUAUAAUCUCACCUCCCACACAGAACAUGACCACAAACCCAUCAAGGGGCCACUGGAAAACCUCAUCUACUGUAAAGCCUCUCCUCACUGGAACACGCACUUCCUGAACGAACUGGCUCAGAGGCUCCGAGAUUGCCAAUCUAUCAGGCUUGUUUCUAAGCCUGUCAGUGAGAUGCAGGACCGCUACAGGGGUCAUUUAGCACCAGAUGAGCCUCUAGUGGACCACUACAGGACCCUGGUGGCGCUGUAUGGACAGCUUGAUCGGGCUCCAGUCCCUCUGACCAAAGAGCCGCUGCUCAGCACAGCGCAGGCGGUCCACAGGCGCUUCAGCAGAUCUGAGUUGGCUCAUCCAUCUGCCCUGAAUGCUCCGGCCAUUCAGGGAACCCUGACCAAGAGUGCGGCUCUCAGCCGCCUCCCCCCUCACAAGGCUCUGCCCAACAUGUCCUCUCAGCUGCAGCUGCCCCGCCCAUGCGUUGCCUUGCCUCACGGUGGUAGAACCAGUCUGUAUACAGAUAGUUUUACUGUACCUGCCUAUCUACCCAAAUUAUCCACUAGUGCUGCUGAUCACGAUACAGCAAAAAGCAGAAAUGAGGGGAGCAGGGGUUUAAGGCAGCACGUCAUGGAAGUGCCCAAAAUGUAUGGCACAGAGAACCAGACCUAUGGGAAAGGAAAGAUGGUGCUAGUGUGAGAAGGAAGAGGAAAUAGGUUCAUAGAUGAGGAUGUAGUUGGUGUCAUGCGGCAUGACAUUAUAAGAACUCUGGGUCUAAAGUGGAAAAAAUUAAUGACAUUCUUGAAAAACGCAGAAAAACUGCAAAAAGGUGCGUUUUCCCCUGAAUGUCACUAGAUUCUCUGAACUACAGUCUUAAAAACAAUGGUUCUUCAAGAGUCCUUUAGUAAAGAAAAUAGUUCUACAUAGACCCAUGAAUCCUCAAAGAACCGUUCGCAUGAUUAAAGGGUUUUUUGCAUCGUGAAAGGGUUCUUUAGAGUGAUGGAGAAUGUGUUGUAUAUGGUCCUUUUUGAAAAGAGUUCUAUAUAGCACUAAAAAUUGUUCUAUUAUUGUUACAUGCUUGACAUUGUAGAAGAAUCUUUUUUGGUGCUAAAUAGAACCCUUUUCAAAAAGGUUCUAUAUAAAACCAUAUACAACACAUUCCCUGUCAACCUGAAGAA
Messenger RNA from Colossoma macropomum (tambaqui), 1490 nucleotides. RefSeq lists its product as uncharacterized. The record is from RefSeq and is a predicted model, not a curated record. The transcript is spliced from 7 exons. The coding region runs from base 166 to 1011 and encodes 281 amino acids. NCBI's taxonomy places the organism in Eukaryota, Metazoa, Chordata, Actinopteri, Characiformes, Serrasalmidae.